AUGUCAUUUUUAAAUCAUGAUACAGAAAGUAACAAUAAUCCUACUUUAAAACGUCAAUAUAUAUUUACAGAAGAUCAACGUCGUAGAUUAAAACAAAUAUUCGAAAGUGAACCUUAUCCAAGUCAAGCAAAAUUAGAACAACUCGUUGAUGAAUUAUCCUUGCCAAUGAACAAAAUAUCGAAUUGGUUUCAUAAUGCCCGAAUGAGAACUAAACCUAAUACGUAUACGAAAGAUACAAAUAAAAUAUCUUCGACGCCUUUAACUGAUAAUAAUGAUGACGAUGAUGAUGAUAAUGAUGAGGAUGAGAACGAUGAUGAUGAUGAUGAAGAUAAUACUUUACCAACAAUUGUACCCUUAAAUAAUUCAUAG
This is a messenger RNA of Adineta steineri, 369 nucleotides long. The record is from the annotation of a GenBank genome assembly. Lineage: Eukaryota; Metazoa; Rotifera; Eurotatoria; Adinetida; Adinetidae.